AUGUUUGACGUCAAGCCCCUUGUGCACCCGACCGAGAAUUUGGUCAGUGAAGAGAUGUGCAAGGAGAUGGGAGCCGCCUGCCCAGACGUGAAGUCUCUCGCCUCACUGCGGGAGAUGUACAAGGGCAAUGUCAGCCAGAACGCCGGUGCCGGGGCUUCCAUUACCACCUUCGAGCGGAAUAUCCUGUAUCCCAUGAAGGACGUUUCCUUGAGCAAUGCUGUGGACCCGGACACCUCGGAGGACCUGCAGAAGAUCUUCCAGAAGUUCGAGCUGAACCAGUUCCAGCUGGGGAAGGCGGCACGCGAGGAGAACAUCACCAGCGCACGGCAGAAGUUCGACGAGGGGCGGCUUCUGAUGAACGAGUUCUUCACGAAGGUGGACGAGAGCGUCGGACUGAAGCCAGGGGAUGAGAUCUACUUUGCACCGAUGCCGGUGGACAACAAGGCCACAGAGACCGACAAGUACUGGAAGCGGCGGGGGCAGAGAUGGGAGGUGAAGAAGAAGGUCGACACACUCUCGAAGAGUAACAAGACGGCGCGCUUCUACGCAAAGUCCAUCUUCGGAGACGACGCUGAGGGCUUGAGCUGGGAUGUCCGAGGUGACAGGGCGGAGAACUUCUACUCCGGCAGCUAG
Molecule: messenger RNA, 633 nt
Organism: Symbiodinium natans
Lineage: Eukaryota; Dinophyceae; Suessiales; Symbiodiniaceae
Source: the annotation of a GenBank genome assembly